Messenger RNA from Hippocampus zosterae (dwarf seahorse), 2072 nucleotides. RefSeq names its product actin-related protein 3-like. NCBI's taxonomy places the organism in Eukaryota, Metazoa, Chordata, Actinopteri, Syngnathiformes, Syngnathidae. The coding region runs from base 8 to 1438 and encodes 476 amino acids. Gene Ontology annotation, biological process: Arp2/3 complex-mediated actin nucleation. The transcript has 12 exons. The record is from RefSeq and is a predicted model, not a curated record. Gene Ontology annotation, molecular function: actin filament binding. Gene Ontology annotation, cellular component: actin cortical patch; Arp2/3 protein complex.
AUUGUGCAUGAAAGUAAAUCUCCGGGAACCCGGAAGCGCUCAUCCAUUUGCCCUGACUGCUGCUGCUGCUGCUGCUCUGUUCAUUGAGGUUGCGGCGACUUAUAUCACCCGCGACCGGCACAUCUGUCCAGAUUGGGCGACUGGGAUAUUUACCUUGAAUUCGGCUAGAAGGCGAGCGAGCAUGGCUGGUCGACUGCCGGCUUGCGUUGUCGACUGUGGCACAGGGUACACAAAGCUUGGUUAUGCUGGAAACACGGAACCUCAGUUCAUCAUACCGUCAUGCAUUGCAAUCAAAGAGUCAGCCAAAGUUGGAGACCAGGCGCAGCGGCGAAUGAUGAAGGGCAUUGAUGAUCUGGAUUUUUUCAUUGGUGAUGAAGCCAUCGAUAAGCCAUCAUAUGCAACAAAAUGGCCAAUCCGACACGGAAUAGUGGAAGACUGGGAUCUAAUGGAGAGGUUCAUGGAGCAGGUCAUCUUCAAGUAUCUGCGGGCAGAACCUGAAGAUCAUUACUUCCUUUUGACAGAACCUCCAUUAAACACACCAGAAAACAGAGAGUACACAGCAGAGAUCAUGUUUGAGUCAUUCAACGUCCCAGGUCUCUACAUUGCUGUUCAGGCUGUCCUGGCACUGGCAGCCUCCUGGACGUCCCGACAGGUGGGCGAGCGAACACUGACGGGGACGGUGAUCGACAGCGGCGAUGGAGUCACGCACGUCAUUCCGGUGGCUGAAGGCUACGUCAUCGGCAGCUGCAUCAAACACAUCCCCAUUGCGGGCCGGGACAUCACAUACUUCAUCCAACAGCUCUUGAGGGAACGGGAAGUGGGAAUCCCUCCUGAGCAGUCGCUGGAUACCGCUAAAGCUGUCAAGGAGCGCUUCAGCUAUGUCUGCCCAGACCUUGUCAAGGAGUUUAACAAGUACGACACAGAUGGGUCCAAGUGGAUCAAGCAGUACACGGGUGUCAACGCCAUCACCAAGAAAGCGUUCCAGAUAGAUGUGGGCUAUGAGCGUUUCCUUGGGCCUGAGAUCUUCUUCCACCCAGAGUUUGCCAACCCAGAUUUCACGCAGCCGAUCUCAGAGGUGGUUGAUGAGGUCAUCCAGAACUGCCCUAUCGACGUCCGCCGCCCCCUCUACAAGAACGUUGUGCUCUCUGGAGGCUCCACCAUGUUCCGAGACUUUGGUCGACGCCUGCAGAGAGAUCUCAAGCGGACUGUGGAUGCACGGCUGAAAAUCAGUGAGGAACUGAGCGGUGGCAAGUUGAAGCCAAAGCCCAUUGAUGUGCAGGUCAUCACCCAUCACAUGCAGCGCUACGCCGUCUGGUUUGGAGGCUCCAUGUUGGCGUCCACUCCCGAGUUCUACCAAGUGUGUCACACCAAGAAAGACUAUGAGGAAAUUGGUCCAAGCAUAUGCCGCCACAACCCCGUGUUCGGGGUCAUGUCGUAGGCCAAGCGGAGCUCGUGGAUGGCAAAAGGAGGAAGCACAUAUGUGGCGGUCUCAUGAGCCUUUGGUGCUCCAAAGGACCUCUCCAUUCAGAUCGAGUGACAGAGGACCAAACAAACUACCAACAAUGGUAGCAAUGUUUCCAUCAAUAAGAAGGGAUGAGCAGCAACUCUAAUUGUGUUUCCUGCAAAUAAUUUAAUAAUCGCUGGUAAAUAUUUAAUUAGUGCUCACAGGGUUGUCACAUGCUUACUUGACUUGAGUCUGCUUGAACAUACCUGGGCCAGCUUGCCCAUCAAGAGGCAAAACUAAAUAAAGGAAGAGUCAUGAAAUAUUGCCAUAUUGUCUUUUCAAAAGGUGUUGGAACAAGAAUACUUACAGUUUGUAUGAAGUUAUAAACAAAAAAAUAGUGAACAAGUAGAUAAAGUCUUUAUGAUGUUUGAGAGUGGCAUGAUGACAAACGCAAGCAUCCAGCCAUGCUCUGAUGCAAUUAUGAGUCUUUGGCGGGAUUGUUUUAACUCACUUUUCAAUGCAGGCACAUCUUCACAAUACAAAGGUUUUAGUCACAGACGAAUAUAAGGUGAGAUUUGUUGAAUUCUGGUGUCUGUGCUGCCAUUCUAAUAAAAGCUGAGAUGUUUGA